This is a messenger RNA of Oikopleura dioica, 1152 nucleotides long. Lineage: Eukaryota; Metazoa; Chordata; Appendicularia; Copelata; Oikopleuridae. The record is from the annotation of a GenBank genome assembly.
AUGAAGGACGGAAGCAUCUACGAUUAUCAAACCGAUCCCUUGCUUUCUGCUGGUUGCUGCAACAUUGACGAGGAAACUAUCGAGCUUUUUGGUGAUGAACAACAAGUCGUUUAUGCGGACGAGAGCAUCGAUCGAGUCGUUCCUGCUUACGAAGCACCACUUUCAGUUGUUCACACGGAAUCUAUGAGUUUUAUCAUCAACAGGUCAGAAAGCAACACACAGCAAUAUGCAACAGUACAAGGGCAGCCCCUACAGUUGGUCACCCUGGGUGCCAACAACAUCGUCGGCAACUCCGGUCAACAGAUCCAACUUAUUCAAACAGGAAACUCAUUCAACGGCAAUGGGCAGCAAAUCAUCACUCUUGGAUCUGUUGGAAACGGCGAGCAAAAGCAGAGCGAGCAAGGCCAGCAACAAGGAGGAUUGGUGAUUCAAAAUGCUGAUGGAAGCAGUCAGAUCGUUCAACUGCUCUCGCCGUCUAAUGCUGGACAGGGGGCCGUUAUUAUGAUUCCCACGAGCAUGGCUGGCGGUGGCGGCGCGCACGUCAUCAAACAAGCGCCCGAUCAUGUCCCUGACGAAGAGCCACUCUACGUCAACGCCAAACAGUACAACCGAAUUCUGAAAAGAAGAAAAGCUCGUGGAAAACUCGAGGCAGCGGGCCUCUUGCCAAAAGAGCGAAAGAAGUACUUGCACGAAUCCCGACACAAACAUGCAAUGAACAGAUGUCGUGGAGAGGGUGGCAGAUUCCACUCGAAUGUGCCACCGACCGAGGGCGAAAGUAACCAACAGGAGAAUUACAACUCGACGGGAAGACCUCUUCGCCAUCCGGAGGUGCCAAUCGCCAUGUCCACCCGCGCACCUCAGCAGCAUGCGACCAUUCUGACGCAGUCAAAUGACCAGGCAACGCAGGAUGCAGCCCAAGAAGCGGCCCAGUACGCUACGGCCCUUUCCAACCUCCAGCCCGGUCAAAUCAUCCGAACCUCGUCCGGCCAGACGUUCCAGCUCGCUGACGCUUCCGCCAUGGGCAUGGUCGGCGCCAAUGGGGCCUCGUUCGUCACGCUUCAGGAAGUGCCAUCGACAAAGACCGAAGUAACGGUGAGCGAUGGGCAAGAACUGGGCGUGGCGAGAACGGUCACGCUGUCCACAGCCGAGUAA